AGAUGAUCGUGUUAUUGGUUACACUGCUUUAUCUCCAUCGAGGAUAUACACUUAUCCCGAUAACUUCAGUUCAACUUGGUGAAACUGUAACCUUCACAUGUGAUCUGCGUAAGAAUUCACAGUUCAGCCGUAGAGAAGUCGACUGGUACAAGCAGAGUACCGGGGACACUCUAAAAUUAAUAUGGACACUGAAGGAAUCUGCACAACCUGAGUUUUCUGCUGAGUUUACUCAAUCAAGAUGGAAGGUUAAUUACAAUGAAAAUUUCACCAACCUCACCAUUUUGAGGGCAAACCAAGAGGACGAGGGAAUCUACCACUGUGGAAUCACCGAGUGGUUCAAGAAUACUGAAUGGAGUGGCUCAUAUUUGUUAGUCAAAGGACGCACUCAAAGGACAUCAGACUAUACUGUUGUUCAGUCACCGCUGACAACAGUCCAGAAACCAGGAAACUCGGUGACUUUUCAGUGCUCAGUCUUCUCUGACUCUGACAAAAAGACAUGUCCCGGAGACCUCACUGUGCUCUGGUUCAGAGCUGGAUCACAUAAAAGUUAUCCAAAAUUAAUCUACACUGACAGAAACAAAAGUAAAGAAUGUGAUAAAAGAGCUGACCCCCAGAAGAGCUGCAAUUAUACUUUUUCUAAAAUCGUCAACUCGUCUGAUGAAGGGACUUACUACUGUGCUGUGGCCACAUGUUGGGAAUUAUUCUUUGGGAAUGGAACUAAACUUCAAAUAGAGCAAAAGGCAGGUUCUGAAUUUACUGUGCUGGUUAUAGCAAUAAUCUGCUUGUUUAUUUCUGUGAUUCUCACUAUUGUUUGUUGCCGAACUCAAAGAGGAACAUGUGAACAGUGUAAAGAUGCAGUUGCUUUGCAAGCAAAUGUAACAGCAAAAGGAGAUCAGAAAAUUCCACAGACAGAUGAAGACUCAUUGGCUUAUUCUGUAGCCAUUUUCACUUGUGGAAAGAUAAGAUCCAGGAACAAGGACUACAGAACCUGCAGAGGACAAGAACGUCUAUACUUAUUUGAAACCUCGUAA
This is a messenger RNA of Oreochromis aureus, 1031 nucleotides long. RefSeq lists its product as uncharacterized. The record is from RefSeq and is a predicted model, not a curated record. Lineage: Eukaryota; Metazoa; Chordata; Actinopteri; Cichliformes; Cichlidae. Gene Ontology annotation, biological process: response to bacterium. The transcript is spliced from 6 exons. Bases 3 to 1031 code for a protein of 342 amino acids.